Aspergillus caelatus is the source of this 552-nucleotide messenger RNA. RefSeq lists its product as uncharacterized. Bases 104 to 481 code for a protein of 125 amino acids. NCBI's taxonomy places the organism in Eukaryota, Fungi, Ascomycota, Eurotiomycetes, Eurotiales, Aspergillaceae. The transcript is spliced from 2 exons. The record is from RefSeq and is a predicted model, not a curated record.
AUUUCCUUCCCCCGCCCCUUAAUCACGUAGGGACGGAGGCUGAGACGCAAGAUGUCCUUCUUAUUCCCAUACAUAUAUCAAAAACCUCCGAUGUGAAAUUACGAUGUCAUCCCAUACACGUGACCCUCCAUCAACAAAUAACGAUACAUACAAAGAACUCGCGCCACAGCAACCCAGACAUCGCGAGGAUGAAGGAUUACAAGUCAGUGGCUGCGACUGCACACUCGAGACCAGCGAUCGAGACUGUACCCUAGAGGUCGACCAACGGGCGCAAGAGAUGCAGAGGGAAGCUGUCAGUGGCACCCAGGCUUCAGGAGAUAUUGAAGCAGGCAUGUUGGAGCAAUCAUACAGCAAGUAUAAAACCAGAAAUCUUUUUAAGAAGAACGGCCGUGUUCAAAAGAGCCGGGUCUGCUGCAUGGUACUCGCGCUCAUUGUAAUAAUUAUUAUAAUUGUUCCCUCGGUUAUAGCUACGACACAUUGAGACUGAAUUAAGAAUUCGGUUAGCUAUUACAAGAUGCGCGCAAUUAUUGUGCAAUCCUGCAUGUGGGAAAC